GGCCGGCGGUUGCGUUAGUUGCGUUUUCGCUUUCAUCGGAGCAAGUCGGCAGCAAAAAGGAAGCGCUGGAGCAGCAGCAGCAGCCCGAGUGUGUGAGUGCGUGGUGUGAGAGUGUGCGACAGAGCAAGACACCGCCGCCGUGCGAAGAAGCAGCAGCCGGAGUGAACGGCAAAGAGUUUGAGUGUGUGGUGUGUUUUUAUUGGCGUUAGACAAUUGUUGGUGACACGGAGGAAUGACCAAAGCGAGCGAGCGUUCACUUUCGUCGCCGUCGUCGAGGCUGGUUUUCCCGUCAACAGUUUGCUGCGUUCCGUGGGUAGCCUCUGUCCCGUGUGGCACACACACUGGGUGUGUGUAGUGUGUUGCGUGCGUGCUCGUUGUUUUCCUCCAAUCCGGUCGCCGGUUUCCUGUGUGCGGUGCUCAAAAGACUAAAAAACAACCAUUUUAAUGGAGUUGAAAUACUCGCCACCGCAGCAGAAGUCGACAGCGUGCAGCAUCUUACUGGAAGCGAGCCUGAACGGUGGCGGAGAAGCAAUCGGCAGAGCCAGCCGAAAAGUAGUAGGCCGGGGUCGUCGUCUGUGCGGUAAACAACCUCCGCUGCAAUCGGCAGCAGCACCGUGAGCGCGCUACUCUCCAGGAAUCAAUGCCAAAAAUCUACCUCGAACCAGUUUGUUUUUUUUACAACAGAAAAGCAAGAAGAGCUGCAAAAACUAAACCAGCAAUAGAGAAAAGGUUCUCGGUUUCGGUGGAAGAAAACGGUUCACAGCGAACAACAAACCCUUCUCUCACUCACGGUCAAAAGGUGUUGUGUGCAGUGUGUGCGUGUGUGUGUGUGUGUGAUGUGGUAGUGUGUUCUAGUUGUCAUCGGGAACAUCGUCCGACCAUCCUAUCAUACGGAAUGCUUCUUUUUUCCUAAACAAAACCGCCCGGUUCUGUCCCAGUUUUUCUCGGUUUGCCACGGUGUGCGGCCUCCGUUCAACGACUCUGUUUCCCGCGCGAUUGAACUUUCGGCGUGUCAGCGUUUCGUGUGUGAGUGAAAGCAAAAAUCGAUGUUACAGCAUUUUCCCAGCCUGUGUACGUUGCUCCUAUACUACCACCCCCCUCGCGCUUGGCCCUGUGCGUUAUCGGUUGGCUCUGCGAGAGCAGCCUGGAGAAAAGAGUGCGUGACACGGCAUCUGGACGAAGCUCGCGAGAGGAGUUCCCUUCAGGGUAAAAAAUUCCUCGCAGGAGAAGGAGCCGCCACACACAGCGGUGCGAGUGGAUGAAUUAGAGAAGAAAUCGUCGGUUGUCGUAAAAUAAAAAAAUAUAAAUACAUGUGCUAAAAGAAGCGUCACAGAGUGUGGUCCCGAAAGACGGUCGAGAAUCGUGUUGCGAAUGAACACCGAAACGUGAUGAUUUUCCACGAAGAACGAAGCAAGAAACGACAACAGUAAAACUCACACGCAGCUGUCUGUCAAGUGGAAUUUUGCAGCAAAUAUCCGCUACCUUUUUUGAGGAAAAGCUCCAGGAAGAGAAGAUAGAAAACCUCCUUUUACCCAACAAACGAAGUACCAAGAACGUAUCCCAGCAGGCGACGACUUGUGUUCCAGUGCUUCGGCUGUUGUGUGAAGCCUCCAACAAAAUAAUCGCCACUGUGUGUUUUUCCUUGAAACUUACGGGAAUCAGCUAGAGAACUUGAAGCGAAAACGCCCCCCUCGAAAUUUCUGCCCGUCGCUCCCAUUUUUUGAGUUCUUUUGUUUGUGCUCUUCUGUGUGUGUGCGAACAAGAAGCAACGAAAGACGCGAGUGAAGACGUUUAUUUGGUUCCGGGAAGACAAACUGUGCUGUCGGUGAAGACAAUUCCCAACAAAAAUCGAAGUACACAAAGGCGUCGAAACUGUGUGCAAGUGUGUGCUAUUUCGAUGUGUAUGCGUGUGCCGUCUAAUUGGCCUCCAAAUGUCCGGGCGCUUCCUGGAAAGGUGAAGAGCACGAGGAAAGCUAUCAAUUCCAGAGCAGGACAAACUUUUCCCCCAAAAGAGGAGGGAAUGUGUGUGUUGAGAUCUGUGAAGUAACAAGUGACUUUCAGUAAACGUGUUCUCCUGGUGUCUGGUGUGCUGAGUGUCGUCUAGUGUGUCUCCUGGCCCGAGUUUGUGUCCAACACCGCAGCCAAGCAUCAUCUCCUGCUGGCGGACGGACCCCAGUGUUGGAAAUAUCGCGCGACUACAGCAAGGCACCGAAAAUUGAUACCCAAGUUCUGUUCGGCGGGUGGUCGUCGCGAUCCGCCAUGGCACCGCUACGCUCCGGCAGGGCCGCCCCGGGCAGCGAGGGACCAGUGGCAACGAUCACGUCCUCCAGCACCACCACCACCACGAUCGGUGGCAUGUACGAGCCGCAGUACUACUGGAGCUCGAGCGCCGGCGACUCGGACCACGGCUUCGAGUCGUCCCACUCGGGCGACGGAUCCGGCUCGGAGGGCGCCGGCAUGGUCCGGUGCUGCCUGCCGAUCGGCGAAUGUCUGAAGCCGAAGGGUGCGGGCGGAAACAGCCCAUUCUCCGAGCUGGGCGCCAUGAUCAAUCUGGAGGAUCUGCGGGAGUGCGUGCGCGUCCAGUGCAGCAACGAAUCGUGCACGGCCGGGCAGUACAUGCACCGGGAGUGCUUCGACCGGUGGGAGGAUGAGGCACUCGCCUGCCUGAAGUCGACCGGGCGGGCCCGCUCGUGGUCGGACAAGCAGCGCCAGCAGUACCUCUGGACGAAGAAGGGCUACGAUCUGGUGCAGAAGGUGUGCGGCUGCAAGUGUGGGCGGGGCAGCCUGAAGAAGGACCUCGACUGGAAUGCGCCCACCACCGCUACCAUGUUCGGCAGAGCGCUGGUUGGUACUGGUGGUGGUGGUGGUGGUGGUGGUGUUGGUGGAGAUGUCCAGAUUGGAACUGGCGGUGGAGCAAUGCUGGGACCGAUCGGUGACGAUGAGACGAUGAAGAAGCAGAAGAAAAAGAAAAACCGCCACAACCAGAAGCUGGCGAUCUCGAUGAGUGCCAGCAGCAGCGCCAACAGCAGCGCCACCAGCAGCCCCAACAGCCAGCACCAGCAGCAGCAGCACCAGCACCAGCAGCAUCAACAGCAUCAGCUGCAACAGCUACACCAGCAGCAGCUGGCCCAACAACAGCAUCUUCUGCUGCAACAGCAGGACCAUCAGCAGCAGCAGCAGCAGCAGCAGGCGGAUGACUUGCUAUCGAUUCUGAGCAAGAUCCGAGUGUCGGCGGCAUUGAACACGACGGCGGCUACCCCGGGGCGGCGCGUCGAUCUCACCAACCUGAAUGUCCUGCCCAUGAUGGGAAUGCAGCGCCAGCAGCAGCACCAUCUUCACAACAACGGCGGCGGUGCAUCGAUCAUGUCGCCCGGCAUGCUGACGAACGCGGUCGUCGCCUCGGCCCGCAUGCGUGCCAACAGCCUGUCGUCGUCGAUCAGCAAUGGGUCGUGCACGCCACCGGCCUCGUCGAUCGGCGGCGGCUCGGAACAGUCCGUCUCGCCGAUCCACAAUCAGCCGCCGAGCCCGGCCAGCAUUGCCAAGCUGCCGCUGACGCCCAAGUCGAAGGUCGAGCUGUACUCGGAGCGUGUCAGAGCUACAUCUGGUGCCAACGGGAUCUUCUCGCGCCGCUUGGACUUCUCGUCGUUCAACGUAUUGCCGCGACAGCGAAUAAACUCCUACUCCAUAAAGAUUGAAGAUGAAGGCAAUCACGGAAACGAUGAAACGCGUCUGUUCAUUCUGUCGUCGCUAGCUGCCCAGCACAAGAGUCGCGUCGCCUGUGUACUUUGCGAGGAACCGAUGCUAGUCUUUGACCGCUACCCUCUGGUCGAUGGAACGUUCUUCCUCAGCCCGAAACAGCACAAUAAAGGAUGCAUUGAGGUGAAGUACGAGAAUCGUGUCCAAUAUCUGACAUCCGUCUGCAUGGCGUGCCUGGAAGGCGUCGAGCCAAACCGUAUCGUACGGUGCAGAUUUUGCGUAAACAAAUGGGACGGUUCGUCGCUUGUUUUGGGCACCAUGUAUUCCUACGAUAUCUUUGCCGCGAUGCCAUGCUGCACGGAACGAUUGAAGUGCAACAACUGCUUCAAACUGAUGCUGUCGCCGCACCAGCGGCUGAACUUCUACAGCGACUACAGCCACAGUGUGUCGUGUCCGUACUGUUCGGCGCAGGACAACCACUUCGUGAAGCCGCUGUCCUACUGCUACACCAAGCAGCCCAUGCAGUACUUCCAGCAGUGGCCAUAACA
Messenger RNA from Anopheles merus, 4244 nucleotides. RefSeq names its product headcase protein (gene heca). The record is from RefSeq and is a predicted model, not a curated record. The transcript is spliced from 7 exons. The coding region runs from base 2260 to 4242 and encodes 660 amino acids. Lineage: Eukaryota; Metazoa; Arthropoda; Insecta; Diptera; Culicidae.